Molecule: messenger RNA, 3509 nt
Organism: Camellia sinensis
Lineage: Eukaryota; Viridiplantae; Streptophyta; Magnoliopsida; Ericales; Theaceae
Source: RefSeq, a predicted model, not a curated record
GGAAUGGUGUUUUCUCUGUUCAUUUAAAUAUUUUCUUAAUGGAUUUAGUUUCAAGUUUUGGUGUUUAUGGUUUUCCUGGAUUGCUUUAGGAAUUAAUGGGGAAGAAAGGUAAGAAGAAGGCCCGAAGUGGUCAUAAGGAGAGGCGGGUUUCUACAGCUUGUCAGAGAAGUGUUGGCGAGGAAAGUAUUCCAACCACUGAGGCUGUUAAUGAUGGACUUUCAGUUGUAAAAGAGAGGAAAGUGUGUGCCCAUCUUGAUAAGGGUAUUGAUUUGGUUAAAGUUUCUUCAAGAAUAGGGUCUAUAGAAGGUGUUAGGUGUGAAGAUUGUAGGGAAGGUGUGGUUGAUAGGCGGGCAGGUAAGGGAAGGGGCAAGCAUGGGAAGAAGAAAGGGGGAGGUUCUGUGGAUACUAAAUCUGAUAAUAAAGCAAUUUGGGUUUGUUUGGAAUGUGGCCAUUUUUCCUGUGGAGGUAUUGGAUUACCAACAACCUCUCAAAGCCAUGCAGUUUGGCAUGCUAGGCAAAACCGUCAUCCAUUGGCUAUUCAAUUUGAAAAUCUUCAACUAUGCUGGUGCUUCCCGUGCAAUAUGCUUAUUCCAAUUGAAAAAUUGGAGGAAAAUGGUGAACAUAAAGAUUUGUUGUCAGAUAUUGUAAAACUCAUAAAGGGACGGUCAUCGCAAAGGGCCUCAGCGGAUGUUGAGGAUGUUCGGUUUGGGAGUGACAGUGUCACAAGUGAGCUAAAAUCAGAAAACACCGCUCAAACUAAUUUUGAUGGAAAAAGUGGUUAUGUUGUAAGAGGCUUGGUUAAUCUAGGGAAUACUUGUUUCUUUAAUUCAAUCAUGCAGAAUCUCCUAGCAAUUGAUAAAUUGCGGGAACACUUCUUGGACCUGGAUGAGUCUGUUGGGCCUCUUACUGUUUCUUUGAAGAAGGUUUUUGCUGAAACUAGUCAAGAGGCUGGCUUGAGAAAUGUGAUAAAUCCAAGAUCCUUUUUUGGGUGUAUUUGUUCCAAGGCUCCCCAAUUUAGGGGAUAUCAACAGCAUGACAGCCAUGAAUUGCUUCGUUGUUUACUGGAUGGGUUGUGUACCGAAGAGUUGAGUGCAAGAAAACAAAAUACUUGGGAAAAUGGAAUUUCCAAAAAUUUGGGUCCUACUUUUGUAGAUACCAUCUUUGGGGGCCAAUUAUCUAGUACUGUUUCGUGUUUGGAAUGUGGGCACUCUUCAACAGUUUUUGAGCCUUUUCUAGAUCUCUCACUGCCUGUUCCAACCAAGAAACCGCUGUCUAAAAGGGCCCAAUCUAUUUCUCGAGCCAAGAAACCCAAACUGCCUCCAAAAAGAAGUGCACGGAUUCGUCCUAAAGUUAAUAAUAAGGGUGCAGAUUUUGUAGAAUCUGAAAGUGUUCCAAUCCUGACAGCUGGUGGUGCAUCUUCUUGUCUUGAAGGAUCUAGUCUGCCUCUUUCAGAUGAAGCAGGAGAUGCUUUGGCCAAUCCUACACUGCCAGAAUCCAUUGGCCCGAGUACAGUGGCAGAAAAGGGGAGUUCAGUUUUAUUAAAUCCCUUAACUACUGAAGAGUUUGAAAAGAAGCCAUUCCUCAAAAAUGUUACAAAUAAAGAAGAAGAUUCAUUAGACAAUUUAACAUGGUUGGAUUUCCUGGAACCAGAUCCCGUGACAGAUGGCCAUGAUACAGCUUCAAAAGCUAAUGACACUGCAGUAAUUCAUGAUUCAGGAAAAAAAGUUGCUGUCCAAAAUGAUGCCUCAUUGCAGGAUGGAAUAGAAUCAAGCAAGAAAGUCCAUUCCCUUUGUAUGGUAGAAACAUCUGGUUCAUCGAGCAAUUGGGAUUACUCUGAACCAGCUAUGUUAUUGGAUGAACAUGGUAUGGCGUCAAAAGUUAACAAUGCGUCGGAAACUCAAGAUUAUAGAGGCAAGGAUGCUGUUGAGAAUGAUGUCUUUUUGCAGAAUAUAUCAGGACCUAGUGCUCAGGUUUGCACUCUUUAUAUGGAACCAAAUCUGGAAGUUAAUUCUGCAGGGAAUUCUUUUGAGAAUGAGCUUCCAUUACAGGUUCAUGGUUCUGAAAUUCUGUUGCUUCCUUAUAAAAAUGAAACUUCAACUAGUGUUGAGAUUUUGGGAGGAGAAGGUGAGGCAUCCUUGUCAGCUGUUGGUUGUGAACCAGAUGUAUUGGACUUUGAUGGUUUUGGAGACUUAUUUAACGAACCAGACAUUGCUGCAGGUCCCAAUGCAGAACCCUUGUCAAGUAAUAAUAAUUAUCAGGCAGAUGAAAUUGCAGAAACUGCUUCAUUAGUGGGAAAUAUCAGUGAGACUGAUCCAGAUGAAGUUGAUGAUAGUGAUUCUCCAGUGUCCAUAGAGAGUUGUUUGGCUUAUUUCAUAAAGCCAGAGCUUCUCUCCAAUGAGCAUGCAUGGCAUUGUGAAAAUUGUUCAAAAGUUAUGCAAGAACAAAGGAUGCAAUCAAGGAAGAAAAAGCAGAAAGCUCCACCCAAGAUUCAGAUAAGUGGGUUGGAGGAUAGAAUUCAAAGUAAUCCAUCAAGUUCAACAAAUGAUUGCCCUUGCACUGGUGAAGUUAGAAGUCUAAGUAAUGGAGAUAUUAGAAAAGAUGUACCUAGUACUUCUGAUGAAAGAUUGGUAUCAGAUAAUGGGAAAAUCGAUGUUAACAAGUCAGAAGAAGGAAAUGAUGAGAUAAAUGAUGCAGUUGCAGAGCUAUCACAGUCUUCAAGUUCUUAUAAAACUUGUAGUCAAGCAACUAUCAGUGGUGAAGGCAGUGAUUCUUGCAGUGUUAAUGAGCCUAGUAAAGCUGGAUGUGAUGCUGAUGAGCUUCAGCAAAGGAAGUCACAGUUGUUACCUGAAGGAUCUGACUCAGAAGGAAGUGACAAUGAGGAGAUGAAUUCAUACAGUGUGAAGGUGAAGAGGGAUGCAACUAAAAGGAUCCUCAUUAAUAAGGCACCAACUAUUUUGACCAUUCAUCUGAAGAGGUUCAGCCAAGAUGCUCGUGGUCGCUUAAGUAAAUUGAAUGGUCAUGUGAAUUUCAGAGAGACAAUUGAUCUUGGACCAUACUUGGGUAUCAGGUGCACGAAGAAGAUGGAUGAGUGCAAAUUUCGUCUGCUUGGAGUGGUGGAGCAUCUGGGAACGAUGAGGGGAGGCCACUAUGUUGCAUAUGUGAGAGGAAAGGGCAAUAAUAGGAAGGCUGAGAAUGAAAAUGAAGAAGAUGUGUGGUAUCAUGCUAGCGAUGCUUAUGUGCGCGAGGCUACUUUGGAAGAAGUUCUACGCUGCGAGGCCUACAUUCUAUUUUAUGAAAAAAUGUGAGCAAAUCUUUGCCUUCCAUUCUUUAACCUUUUCUAAUAGAAUUCAGGGUUUAAAUUCAACACCCUGCAUGAGAGAGAGAGAGAGAGAGAUGAGUGUACAUAAUUGCGAAAAUUUUGAUAAUUUUUUUUUUUUGGGUUGAUGUGCAAUGAUUUAUAAAUGUGCAUUUCCAAAUCUAAAUAUGAGAAAAUGAGUUCUGUUCGUUCA